Messenger RNA from Malania oleifera, 774 nucleotides. RefSeq lists its product as uncharacterized. The coding region runs from base 1 to 774 and encodes 257 amino acids. Lineage: Eukaryota; Viridiplantae; Streptophyta; Magnoliopsida; Santalales; Ximeniaceae. The record is from RefSeq and is a predicted model, not a curated record. The transcript has a single exon.
AUGCAGAUAUGGGGUUGUGCUCAGUUCAAAUUUGUGAAGAAAUUGAAAUCUUUGAAAAGGCCUUCAAAGACACUGAAUGCUACACACUUCUCACAUAUAUCAGCUAGAGCUAAGAAAGCUGAUUCUGAACUGAUGGAGUUACAAAUGAAAUUACAUGAUGACGCCUCUGAUUCUGAACUUCAAAUGGAGUUAAGGGAGAAGAAGAUAGAGGUCCAAAGACUUGUAGAUGCUAAUCGAAUGUUCUUAUCCCAGCUAGCAAAGUUCAAGUACUUGAAGGAGAGUGAUAGAGGUUCCUCAUUCUUUCAUGGUUCAUUGAAAAGGAACUCAAACAGAAAUCACAUUUCUGCUGUUAUCAAAAGGAAUGGGGAACAAGCAAAUUCCAUUUCCCAGGUUGCUAAUGAAUUCCUGGAGUUUUAUAUCCAGCUUAUGGGUACUGACUUAGUUUGUUCAGAUAUUAAGAAGCUUAUCAUUACUAGGGGUUCCCUGCUGAAUGAUUCACAUAAACAGAAUAUGAUUUCUCCCAUAUCUGAUGAAGAGGUGAAGAUGGCUCUCUUUGACAUUGGGGAUGACAAAUCACCAGGUCCAGAUGGCUUUUUUGCUGGUUUUUUUUUUUUUAAGUUCUGGAACACUGUUGGUAAAGAAUUUAUUCGUGGAGUGAAAGAAUUUUUUGCAACUAGUAAGCUAUUGAAACAAAUUAAUUGCACAGCUAUAGCUUUGAUCCCCAAAUCAAGCCAUGCAUUAUCUGUUGCGGAUUAUACCUAUAUCUUGUUGUAA